Molecule: messenger RNA, 1564 nt
Organism: Prosopis cineraria
Lineage: Eukaryota; Viridiplantae; Streptophyta; Magnoliopsida; Fabales; Fabaceae
Product: LOB domain-containing protein 25
Exons: 2
Coding region: 357-836 (159 amino acids)
Source: RefSeq, a predicted model, not a curated record
UUGUCUUUAGCUUUCUUUUCCUUCUUCUCUCAAUGAAAAUGCUCUUUGCCUCCCAACCAACACUUUGAUGCCUCUCAUCUAACGUCACUGUAUUUGCGGGUUUCUCUCAUCUUGUCUUCCAACUAACUAGGGUUUUCCUCCUUCUCAACCUCUCACAUCAAAUUACCAAUUCCUCAACAAUUCUCUCUCGCUAUUCGUUUCAGACACUUGAUUAAAGAUUAGAUCCAUCUUGCUAGCUAGCUAGCUAGAGCCUGCGUCCAAGGGGCAAGAAGGACAUCAAUUUACAGUAUCCUGCUAGCUAGCUGCCUUGUUCAAGUAAACCUAGCAAAGCGAGGGGAGAUAUAUAGAUAAUCAAAAUGGCCUCUUCUUCAAGCUACUCAAAUUCUCCAUGUGCCGCGUGCAAGUUUCUGAGAAGGAAAUGCAUGCCAGACUGCAUAUUCGCGCCAUAUUUCCCACCAGAAGAGCCUCAAAAGUUUGCAAAUGUUCACAAAAUAUUUGGAGCCAGCAACGUGAGCAAGCUGCUGAACGAAGUGCAGCCACAUCAGAGAGAGGAUGCUGUGAACUCUCUAGCUUAUGAAGCCGAAGCAAGGAUUAAAGAUCCUGUGUAUGGCUGUGUAGGAGCCAUUUCUGUGCUCCAGAGGCAAGUCAUUAGGCUUCAGAAGGAACUUGAUGCCACUAAUGCUGAUUUGAUUCGCUAUACCUGCAAUAAUAAUGAAAUGCCUUCUGGUCAAGCUUCUGCAAGAAGGAUGGGUGAUGAUCAAGGAGGAGCUGGUUCUACGUCUCUUGGUCAAUCUCCUUCUGACUUUUAUUAUCCUUCUCCUUGGAAUCAUUACUAGUAGAGUCAAAUAAUAUCAUUGCAGAAACCCUUACCUACUUCAACUUUUAAGUCACUUGCAAAGAAAUUUCUUGAAUUUUUGAAAUCAUAAAAAUAAGUUUCUCAAUUUUAGUUAAAUCUUCAGUUUUUCAAAGACGUAGUCUUGGAAUUGAUGUGGCAAAGCCUUCGGUUAACCUUGUUCCCUAUGCCAUGUGCUUCUAAACAGAAGAGUCUAUGUGAAUAAGCAACAAAUUAUUAAAAGUGAAAUAGCUAGAUAGCAUGAAGACUCAUCAGCAUGAUCAGUAGGUCCCAUAAAGUGUAAAAAUUGAUGAAUUUAUUUCCUGAUUCUGAAAGUUUAAAAUGUUAUUUGCAAGUGACGACUGAAGUAUUGAAAGUAUAUAGGGUUUUUUGCAUUAUUCCUUAAUUAUUACCAUAUAUAUUCAUCAUCAUUGAGUGGUGGGGGCAAUUAAUUAAUCAACACGUAAUUCUUAAAUCUUGUAUCUCUGUGCAUUUUACAUAUAUAGUCUCAUAUAUUCCUAUUAAAUCAAGGGUUGUAACCAUCUAUAUAUAGGUUUCUUCUUUAUAUAUGUUCAAAUGAAUUGGGGUGUGUGUAUAUGGGAUAUGAAGGUAGGAGGAGAGGCAGGUACGGCAUGUUAUUGUCGUGUAUAUAUAUUGUAAUUAUUAAUAUUGUGUGAAGGCCCUCUAUUAUUUAUGUAUAUAUGGCACAUUGUGGAGUACAUGUCUUAUCAA